UUUUGCAGCAUCUUCGCCUUCGCCUUCGACUACGCAACUCGACAUGCGUUCUUUCACUACCAUCUCCUUCGCCCUGCUCUCUCUCGCUGGCUUCGCAACUGCGAUCCGCAACCCCAACAACCCUGCGGACCCCAUCAACUGCCCUCCCAGCGGCGGCGCAGACAAGUGCUCGAAGGAGACCACUUGCAACAAUCGCAUUCGUCUCAACUAUGGCUCGCGCCAGCAGGGGCACUACAUCUGGUACCUGAACGACUACGAUCCGAACAACCUUCCGCAGGGCAUCAUCAUCACGACGGAUACUGUGGGCACCUGUUAAGGAGAGGAGCAGAGACUGCCUAUGUCGAGGCAGCAUAUGUAGUCGAAGGAGGCCGCUAACGUUGGUUUUCAGUACCAAUGAAAUUCUGUUGGGGUGAUUGAGGGCGU
Schizophyllum commune H4-8 is the source of this 423-nucleotide messenger RNA. RefSeq lists its product as uncharacterized. The record is from RefSeq and is a predicted model, not a curated record. Lineage: Eukaryota; Fungi; Basidiomycota; Agaricomycetes; Agaricales; Schizophyllaceae. The coding region runs from base 44 to 316 and encodes 90 amino acids. The transcript is spliced from 3 exons.